Molecule: messenger RNA, 3310 nt
Organism: Rhopalosiphum padi (bird cherry-oat aphid)
Lineage: Eukaryota; Metazoa; Arthropoda; Insecta; Hemiptera; Aphididae
Product: DDB1- and CUL4-associated factor 6-like
Exons: 11
Coding region: 611-2356 (581 amino acids)
Biological process (GO): positive regulation of transcription by RNA polymerase II
Cellular component (GO): cytoplasm; Cul4-RING E3 ubiquitin ligase complex
Molecular function (GO): protein binding
Source: RefSeq, a predicted model, not a curated record
UCACUAUUUUAUGGUCCAGUUACCUGGUUCGACCACGAUCAUAGUGUCUAAUAUCACCACAUUAUUAUUAUUAUUUAUUUUACUAAUAAUAAUAAUAUUUUUGUUUUGGCCGUUCAAAUACUUCAAAUGAUUGGAUUUGGUUAAUGGUUGUUAUUACUUAUUAGUUAGGUAUUAUGUAUUUUUGUAUGUCAUUUCGUUAUCCCGGCCAACCUUACGGACCUUAAUAAAUUUUAACCAAGAAACUAAAAUAUUGUUGUAUUCGGUGGUAACGUUCGCACAUCGCAAUAUAAUUAUUGCGGUAUAGCGACAAUUACGCGCUGAAAAGAGACGGCAAAAAUAAAAAACAAUUUUAUCGUUAUUUUUUUCCCCCUCGCCGUUUAUAUGACGUAUAUAAAUAUAAUCUAUUAUUUGGUUGCACGAGAGUUAUUUAAGGCGGCCGACGUCAGCGCAACUAGCUCUAUGCAGAAUAUGCGUUCGACGUUGGCACCGGGCCACCGGCUUUCCGUCUGUUGUCGCAGGACGCUGCGACUAACGGUCGCCACAAGAACGGUUGAAAACUACGGCGCGGACUAUUGUUCAGAGAACUGUUGUCCGACGUGAGCACGUGACCAUGUUCCCGUCCAAGGGAUUGUUCCGGAACGUCUUCUUCCAGCCUUAUAACGACCAGGGUUCAGCGAGAUUGAGGAACUCUUCCAAGAAUAGUAAGCAUUUUGUACAACGACUUGGCUUGGAAAAAAUUUUGGAAAAUCAUCAUGGAUGUGUUAAUUCUGUGAAUUGGAACGAUGCUGGAUCAUUAUUACUUACAGCUGGUGAUGAUAAACAUAUAGUGAUUACUAAUCCAUUUUCAUACAAAGUUCUUGUUGAUUAUAAAACACAACAUAAAACUAAUAUUUUCUGUGCAAAGUUCUUACCUACUUCAGACAACCGUAUCAUUUCAUGUGGUGCAGAUGGUUCUGUUCUUAAUCUUGAUUUGGAAAGACCAGAGGAGACAGAGUGGAAUUUUUUUACUUGCCAUUGUAGCCAAUGCUAUAAACUAGAAACAAUACCCAAUGAACCCAAUAUAUUUCUAAGCUGUAGUGAAGAUGGUACAGUUCGUGAAUAUGAUCUCAGAACGAGUGUUAAAUGUUCAAAACAACGUUGCGAUGACCAUGAAUUGAUUGAUUGCGGUAAACCUGUUUCCACUAUUGCGAUAAACCCUGUUAAACCUUAUCAACUUGCUAUUGCCACAAUAGAUAGUAUAGUUAGAAUAGUCGACAGGAGAAAAAUUAUAAAAAAAGGAUUAUUUCAAAAAAUUGUUCCUGAAUUUUCCUUUACUGUUCCUCAUCUAAAUCAUCGUGCUUACCGUAUAACAUCUUUGUCAUAUUCACCUGAUGGCAGAGACAUGCUUGCCAGCUAUUCCUAUGAAGAAAUAUAUUUGUUUAGCCUUAAUAAAGAUUCUUGUACGACAGCAGUUGCUAAUGACUUUUUAGAAAAUGCACCAAUUCCACCACCAUACAGACGAAUAAGAUUAAGAGGUGACUGGGGUGACACUGGACCUUUAUCUCGACCAUCUACUGAUAAUCUUACAAGAUCAAGAAUACAGUCUGAAGUUAUGGCUCGAAUGAGUGACAUGUUAAUUCAUGUAUUUAAUACACCAUCAUUACGUUCUGUUGUUAUGCAAAAUUGGAGACCAAACUAUUCUCCUCCAGUUUCAGCAUCCUUGAGACGUACUAUAAGUACAAUUGAACCACAAGGUGAAUUAGAUGAAUUUGAUGUUCCUAUCAAUGUAGAAAUUGAUACUAUAGCUAGUGAAAAUGCCAACUCAAAUGAAAAUAAUAUUGUACAGUCUACUUCAAAUAGCAAUAACCAAAGAGUUGAAAAUAAAUUAAAAACUAAUAAAAAAACUCCAGUGUUUGAUGAUUUUAUUGCACUUCAACCAAUCAAAGCACAAUAUAAAGGUCAUAGAAAUGCUAGAACUUUAAUCAAAGAAGCAACAUUCUGGGGCAAUGAUUUUAUUAUGUCAGGUAGUGAUUGUGGACAUGUGUUUAUAUGGGAUCGUUAUACAUGUGAAAUAGUGAUGUUGCUAAUGGCAGAUACACAUGUGGUUAAUUGUAUUCAACCACACCCUAGUAGGCCUUUACUAGCAACUUCUGGUGUUGAUCAUAAUGUUAAACUUUGGAGUCCAAUAUGUAUUGAUCGAAUGUUCUAUCAAUCAUUUGCAAAAGAGCUAGUGGAAAGAAAUAAAUUAAUGAUGGAACAAUCAAAAGAUACAGUUACUGUGUCUCCAUCAUUAAUAGUGCGAAUGCUUUCUUAUUUCAAUCAACUUAGACGAGGUGGAUAUUUAGACAGGGCAAAUGCCAUCCAUAAUGCAAUUUAAUUCAUAUAAAUUGGAUACCUUUUUUAGUAUGUGCUGACAUGAAAACCCAGAUUUUUAAACAUAAUAAAUUGUAUCUAGUUAAGAUCAAUUGAAUAAGGUAUAUGGUUAAAUUGUCUUAUCAUAAUAACUAUAUUCCAUCUUUUAAAUAUGGGAUACUUUAAGUACAGUAAUAAUUGAUUCUAUGAGUAAAAUUACCAGUAGUAUAUUAGAUUUAAUGACAUCUAAAAAUUCCAUACUACUACUAUGUUAAAUAUAUACUUAUUUAAUUAACUUAGCAAUCCACUGAUUAAAAAUAUAUAUCAUCCCUUAACUUUCUCAAUAACGUUUGAUAAUCAACCAAUGUCACAUAAAAGUUUUGGUUGAAAUAUUUACUUUGAUCAAAUACUUGCAAAAGAUUGCAAGUAAAAAUAAGUAGUUUGUGCAAGUCUUUUAAAUAUUAUGUUACUAUAUUAUAUUAUGUAUAUUAAAUCUUAGUACAUAUACUAUUCUACAUAUUUAAAUGUUUAAAUUAUAUAUUUUAGAAUUUUUAUUUAUGUUAUGAACCAAGUAUUUUUUUAAAUGUUAAAAAUCAUUUUAUUUAUUUUAAUAAGCAUAUUAAAAGUAUGUUAGGAUAAGUUAAGUGAUAAUUUUUAGCAGAUGUGAAAUAUUUUGAAAGACUUAUAAAAACCUAUUAUAACAGCACAUCGAAGAGACUGGUAAAAAACACAGUUAUCUUUUCUAAUGUGCUUUUCUUAUCAAUAUUCUUAGUACAUAUCUUAGGAAAAAAUUGUAUGUUUAUAAAAAUGUUAACUAUUUAUUAAGAAUAUUAAAAUUGAAUGAAUGAUAAUUAUAUAAAAUAUGUUGUGAUUAGUAAAUUUUAAUAUUAUUCUUUAUUCUUACAAGAAAAAAAUCUUAUAAUAAAAGAUUGGAUUGUUUUGAUUUUUUUGUUUAAAAUAAAUGAUUUUUUCAAGUUUA